AUGCGCGUGAAGCAAACCGCGAAGCGAGGACCCUCGAGUAAAGCCCUGCCGCGAAGCUCGCGGGUGGUGGUUGACCCUCCUCCUGCAGUCGUCCAUCCACCAGAGCGAGCAGUGAGUCCAUCUCCUCCUCCUCAAAUUGGUAAAAAAAAGAAACCCCUCUCGAGAAAAGAACAACUGAACGAAUCUGUCAGUCGAACGCGGUUGAAAAUUCUCUGGAUGCUCGAGUUUAUCACGGACAGCGAGCACAUUCCGUGGUCGUUGAAAGUUGAGUAUUGCAAGAUUGCGACGCAGCAAUUAGACGAGGACGAUUCUUCGUUGGGUAUGCCGAGAGUUUUAUCAAUCCGAAUACUUUUGGAGGAAAUGAAAUACGUUUGUGGGGAGGACGGAGCCAAUUGGGAUUGGCAGGAACGGUCGUUGAAGUUGUAUCCGAUUUUGUUGAAGAUUUUAUACACGAUGGAUUUGAAAGGAGAAGAGAAAUUGGACGAGCGCAUGCGUCCGCACAAGAAAAUCAUGGCGUUGGCGUUUGUUUCGCACAUGGUGCAGUUGGUAAUCGAGAGACAACUGAACGAGUUCAAACGCGUGUGGGAGUCUCAAGUGUACGCGGAGUUAAAGGAGACGCCGCAAGGGAAAAUGGACGGGGUCAGAGACGAGUUAGAGAGGCUAGAUGAGAUUGGGCAAAGAUUACUGGAGAUUGAGCGCAUCAAUACGGACAAGAAGACGACGGAAAAGUUUGACUUGGACACGUUCGGCGGGGACGGGCCGCUGAGUCCAGGAAAGCAACUUCAAGAUAACUUGAACUCAACGGAUGAACUGAAGAGGAGCGGCAAGAACAGCAGAAUAACAGGAACGCACUUUGAAGAUAGCGUGAACGAGCUUUUGGUGGAGCUGAAAGCGUACUAUAAACGAGCGAAAGUAGCGUUGGGACCCACGUUUUUACACGAGGCGAGCAUGGAUAUUUCGCACGAGAAGUAUUCCCCAAAUUUGGACGAGGAUAAAAUAUUGAUACGAGCGGACAAAGACUUGGAACACAACCUCGAGAGCAUGAGAGGUGGUAAAGAUCCAGAAGUCGACGAUGAUAGCGAGGACGAGUUCGAACAAACGCCAAACAGAAUCGUCACUCCAAAAAAUGUGAACAUUUUUGCGAAGGACAAUAAGAAACGACCACUCGGCGCGUCGGCAACGCCAAACAGAAUCGUCACUCCAAAAAAUGUGAACAUUUUUGCGAAGGACAAUAAGAAACGACCACUCGGCGCGACAGCGAAGAACAACAACGCUGAAAGACAGCCGGAGAUAUUCAAAAAGAUAAAAAUCAAAAUAGACGGGAGAAAGGGCGGCAAAACUGUGAACGCGCGGGACAUCCAGUUCGACACAGAAUUGCAGAACGACGAUCCGUACGAAUUUCCUCCUUCAGAGGAAGAAGAAGAAGAGGAGGAGGAGGAGGAGGACGAAGAAGAAGAAGAAGAAGAAGAAGAAGAAGAAGAAGAAGAAGAAGGAGAAGAAGUAGAAGUAGAAGAUGAACAAGAAGAAGAACAAGAAGAAUCGGAAGAGGAAAAGGAAGAGGAGGAAGAGGAAGAAGAAGCUCGAAAAAGAAAGAGAGACGAGAAAUUUUUGGCGUGGAACGCAGAGGAACAUGAUGAGAGACUUUUAGAUGGUGUCGAAAAGCAUGGCUACGGGAGAUGGAAGAAGAUCGUGCUCGACGAAGCUCUCCACAACGGGCUUUUCACCGGAUUGAACUUUGAAGAUGUGCGAUACAAACACAAAAGAAUCAUGGUUCGUGCGGGUGCAAACGCAAAUGCACUACUUCUCCCUCGCAAAGUUUUGGUCGCGUUGUUCAGGAAGAAAGCACCAAACGCGUCAAUCAAGGGAGUCACUCGAUUGCAGAUGGCGAAGAGUAUAGAUGAUCCAGCAGCGGUGCAAAAAGCGCUCGACGAAGAAGGUUGGGAUUUCAGCGGCGAAGAAAAAGAACGACAGCAGAGUCCGUUGCAGAAACUCAGGGACGGGGCGGUUCACAAGAAGAGAAAGAAGAAGAGAAGUCAAAGACACACACAAAAGACAGCUACAUGUACUCAUACACUGGUCGUAGAACUUUUUUAUUGUACAAGUUUUUUCAACACCUCGAACAAAACAAAACGAAUCUCCACAAACGCAAAAACACGCACAAUACUCACGACACUCAUGCUCGUCCGGCGGCAGCAUGGAGUGAAGAAGAGAAUCUUUGCCGCGCUUUCUCCUCCGUGCGUUUUUGGAGACAGUGUUCAUGAAAAAACAACCGCUGCCGUUAAAAGCAGAGUCGCUUUUGACUCGGGAGCGUCGACUUCGUACUCAACUGUCAACACCACCACCAACAAAGUCGCGGAAAAAGUACUCGCUUCUCAGAUAAUCCCAACCACGCACGCGAUAAAUGACGACGAAGAGGACAAGAGGAACGUGUACGUUCUGCACGGGUUAAUGGGCCAAGGAAAGAACUGGCGGGGACCGAUCACUAUGCUCUCGGAAAAGUUGAGAGAAUCACUCCCCAAAACUGCGUUUCGCUUUCACUUGAUUGACAUAAGAGGCCACGGAAAUUCGCCGAGAUUUCACGAUUACGCGCCACACACGAUUAUAAAUGCUGCGAAGGAUAUCGAAAGAUACAGUAAACAUCACGAAAUAGUUCCGGAUGUUGUCAUUGGGCAUUCGCUAGGAGGGAAGAUAGCGUUAGAAUAUAGUCAAUCGUUGACGUCGUUGUCGUCGUCGAGCGCAAAAAAACGACGGUUGGUAUUUACGCUAGAUUCGGUACCGUAUGAAGUGGAGAAGGAUAUGUUCGGGGCUGAAUUUAUUUUAAAAGCGACGGAGAAGUUACCAGAAGUUGUUCCAAAUAGGGAGUAUCUAAAAGCCCAGUUAGCGCCGUUACAAAUAUCCAGCGGUAUUAUCGAUUGGCUAGGUUCCAAUCUCGUUCUCGCCAAUCCCGGCGGCGCGCAUGUAGAAGGUAACGACGAUACGACUAAAACGAGCCUGACGUGGCAAUUUGACAGAAAAAUAUUGAGAGACUUAUACGAAAGCUUUCAACAAACUGCUUUGUGGCACGCGCUGGAAGAGAAAGAUCACGAUGACGUGCACGUCCACAUCGUAAAGGCUGAAAAGUCAUCCGAUUGGAAGCCAGACGCGAUGAAGCGCAUCGAGAUGCUGAAACAGGAGGAGAAAGUAAGCUAUCACGUAUUGGAAAGAGCUGGUCAUUGGGUUCAUAGCGACAAUCCGAUUGGUUUGAUUAAUAUUCUCCAUGACGAGUUAGUUAAAGCUGAGAAUAAUAGAUAG
Bathycoccus prasinos is the source of this 3291-nucleotide messenger RNA. RefSeq lists its product with no specific name. The record is from RefSeq and is a predicted model, not a curated record. Lineage: Eukaryota; Viridiplantae; Chlorophyta; Mamiellophyceae; Mamiellales; Bathycoccaceae. The coding region runs from base 1 to 3291 and encodes 1096 amino acids. The transcript is spliced from 2 exons.